Erinaceus europaeus (western European hedgehog) is the source of this 4484-nucleotide messenger RNA. It is a transcript of the gene CP, whose product is annotated as ceruloplasmin. Gene Ontology annotation, molecular function: oxidoreductase activity; copper ion binding. Bases 249 to 3458 code for a protein of 1069 amino acids. NCBI's taxonomy places the organism in Eukaryota, Metazoa, Chordata, Mammalia, Eulipotyphla, Erinaceidae. Gene Ontology annotation, cellular component: plasma membrane. Gene Ontology annotation, biological process: iron ion transport. The record is from RefSeq and is a predicted model, not a curated record. The transcript is spliced from 19 exons.
UUUUUAUUUGGAAUCAGCGGGGUAGUCUGGCAACAAAAUGCUUUUCUUUUCUUUCUUUUUUUUUUCUUCAGUUUACGAGAACUGAGCUGAAGUAGAAAAUGUUAUUUACUUUAAGGAAACAAUUUACUCUUGUGCAACAUUAAAUUGUGUCAAUCAAGCAAAUAAAGGAAGAAAGCCUUAUUUAUAAAGUUGCCUGCCACUGCUUUCAUUUUAUCACAUCUCGAGCUCCAAGGACGAAGGGGGGGAAAAUGAAGCUUUGGCUGCUUGGUAUUUCUCUGUUUUUGUAUAGUUGCUCAGCCUGGGCAAAAGAAAAGCAUUAUUACAUCGGAAUUGUUGAAAGGACUUGGGACUAUGCCCCAGGCAAUGGAGAGAAGAAACUUAUUUCAGUUGACACAGAAGAUUCUAAUACCUACCUUCAAAGAGGCCCGGAGAGAAUUGGAAGAGUGUACAAAAAGGCCCUUUAUCUUCAGUACACAGAUGAAAGCUUUAAGACGGUUCUAGAAAAGCCUGACUGGUUGGGGUUUUUAGGCCCCAUCAUCAAAGCUGAAAUUGGAGAUGUAGUUUAUGUUCACUUAAAAAAUUUUGCCUCAAGGCCCUACACCUUUCAUUCUCACGGAAUAACUUACUAUAAGGAACAUGAAGGGGCCCUCUACCCUGAUAACACCACAGACUUGCAAAAAGCUGACGACAAAGUGCAGCCGGGCAUGCAGUAUACCUACAUAUUGCACGCCAACCAAGAGCAAAGUCCUGGCGAGGAAGACAGCAACUGUGUGACCAGGAUCUACCAUUCCCACAUCGAUGCUCCAAGAGACAUCGCCUCAGGGCUCAUUGGCCCUUUAAUCCUCUGUAAAAACGGUUCUUUGGAUAAAGAAAAAGAAAAAACUAUUGACCGAGAAUUUGUGGUGAUGUUUUCCGUGGUGGAUGAAAACUUCAGCUGGUACCUAGAUGACAACAUUAAAACCUAUUGCUCAGAACCCGAGAAAGUUGACAAAGACAAUGAAGACUUCCAAGAGAGUAACAGAAUGUAUUCUGUUAAUGGAUACAGUUUUGGAAGUUUGCCUGGACUCACCAUGUGUGCGGAGGAUAGAGUAAAGUGGUAUCUUUUUGGAAUGGGCAAUGAAGUCGAUAUACACGCAGCUUUCUUCCACGGACAGACUUUGACUAACAAGAACUACCGUGUUGAUACAGUCAAUCUCUUUCCUGCUACCCUUUACGAGGCUUUCAUGGUGGCCCAGAACCCUGGAGAAUGGAUGCUUAGCUGUCAAAAUCUAAACCAUCUGAAAGCGGGCUUACAGGCAUUUUUCCAGGUGCAGGACUGUAACAAACCUUCAGAAGACAGUGUCCUCGGGAACCAGGUCAGACGCUACUACAUUGCCGCUGAAGAAAUCAUCUGGAACUAUGCACCCUCUGGCAUAGACACGUUCACCCAACAAAAUUUAACUGAACCAGAAAGUGCUUCAGAGGUGUUUUUUAAACAAGGCCCUGAGAGAAUUGGAGGCUCUUACAAAAAAAUGGUUUACCGUGAGUACACAGAUUCCUCCUUCACAAAUCAAAAGGCGAGAGGGCCUGCGGAGGAACAUCUCGGUAUCCUAGGUCCUAUCAUUUCGGCUGAGGUGGGGGACAUCAUCAGAAUCACCUUCAAGAACAAAGGAACACAUCCUCUCAGUAUCGAGCCCAUUGGGGUGAGAGUCAGCAAGGACAAUGAGGGCACAUACUAUGGUGGACAGUACAGCCGCAGUGGAGGUGUGCCUCCUUCUGCCUCCCAUGUGGCUCCUGGAGAAACAUUCAUCUAUGAAUGGACUGUCCCUAAAGAAGUGGGGCCCACUUACAAAGACCCUGUCUGUUUAGCUAAGAUGUAUUAUUCUGCUGUGGAUCCAACCAAAGAUAUUUUCACUGGGCUCAUUGGGCCAAUGAAAAUAUGCAAGAAAGGAAGCUUACAUGCAAAUGGCAAACAGAAAGAUGUAGACAAGGAGUUCUACUUGCUUCCCAUAGUGUUUGAUGAGAAUGAGAGCUUAUUACUGGAUGAUAAUAUCAGAAUGUUUACAACUGCAUCUGAUACGCUGAAUAAGGAAGAUGAAGACUUUCAGGAAUCUAAUAAGAUGCACUCCAUGAAUGGAUUCAUGUACGGGAAUCUGCCUGGUCUCACCAUGUGCCAAGGAGAUGAAGUUGUGUGGUACCUAUUUAGUGCUGGAAAUGAGGCUGAUGUACACGGGAUUUACUUUUCAGGAAACACAUACCUGUCAAAAGGAGAAAGGAGAGAUACAGCCAACCUCUUCCCUCAGACAACCCUGACACUCUCCAUGCAGCCUGAUACUCUAGGGACUUUUGAUCUGGAGUGCCUCACCACUGACCACUAUGCAGGUGGCAUGAAGGAGAAAUACACAGUGAAUGAAUGUGGCCGUCAGUCUGAGAGUUCGAGCCUAUACCUGGGAGAGAAGACCUACUACAUUGCAGCGGUGGAGGUGGAAUGGGAUUACUCCCCAACCCGGACCUGGGAACAGGAGCUGCACCAUUUACAGGAGCAAAAUAUGUCCAAUGCAUUUUUAGAUAAGGGAGAAUUUUACAUCGGUUCCAAGUAUAAGAAAGUUGUGUAUCGGCAGUACACGGACAGCACGUUCAGCGUCCCCGUGGAGAGGAAAGCAGAAGACGAGCACCUGGGGAUCCUAGGUCCACUGCUUCAUGCAUAUGUUGGGACCAUGGUUAAAAUUGUCUUUAAAAACAUGGCCACCAGACCCUACUCCAUCCAUGCCCAUGGGGUGAAAACGGAGAGCUCAACAGUGACGUCCACUUUACCAGGUGAAACUCGCACUUACAUGUGGAAAAUCCCAGAGAGAUCUGGAGCUGGAAUAGAGGACUCUGCUUGCAUUCCAUGGGCUUACUAUUCAACUGUGGAUCGAGUGAAGGAUCUCUAUAGUGGAUUGAUUGGCCCGCUGAUUGUUUGUCGGAAAUACCACAUGAAAAUAUUCAAUCCCAUAAAGAAACUGGAAUUUUCCCUCCUGUUCUUAGUUUUCGAUGAGAAUGAAUCUUGGUAUUUAGAUGACAACAUCAGAACCUACUCAGAUCACCCCGAGAAAGUAGACAAAGAUGAUGAAGAGUUCAUAGAAAGCAAUAAGAUGCACGCCAUUAAUGGGAGAAUGUUUGGCAAUCUGCAUGGCCUCACAAUGCAUGUGGGAGAUGAAGUCAACUGGUAUCUCAUGGGGAUGGGCAAUGAAAUCGACUUGCACUCUGUGCAUUUCCACGGCCACAGCUUUGGAUACAAGCACAGGGGCGUUUACAGUUCUGAUGUCUUUGACAUUUUCCCUGGGACAUACCAGACCCUACACAUGUUCCCCCAAACACCUGGAAGCUGGUUACUUCACUGCCACGUGACCGAUCAUAUCCAUGCUGGGAUGAAAACAACUUACACAGUUCUACCAAACAAAGGAAGCAGGGGUCCUGUGUGCUGCCAGACACGCUGAAACAUCCAGGAGACAGACACAAGGACUAAAGUAUUACUGGGUCCAUAGUAUCCAUAGGACCCGGGCUGGACAAGUGCUGUGUUACAAGACAUAAGAUCCACUCUGUGUAUAGUUCAGUGCAAACACACUUGAAAGGCACGGGACAGUGGAACAUUUCAAGGAAUGCUUACAGGUAAGUUAAGAGUUCAAGAGCUUAUCGACCGACAUGGCUCAGAUGAGCCCUUAGACUAAAGCUGUCAAUGAGGAAGAUGUGAAGGGAUCCACCAGCACAAAUACACGUUCAACUCAAAAUUAUGUGACCAGUUUGAUGCAAGAGGGGCAAAGCAAUCAAGUGGCACUUAGCACAAACUCACUUUCUCAUCUCCUCGACUGCAAACACACUUUGCUUAAAUGGGGGAUCUUCAGAACAGCACUUCUUUAUUUUUAAUUUUUUUAAAUAUCUCCCCCCUUUUUGUUGUUCCCUUGUUAUCAUUGUUGUUGUUAUUAUUACUGCUGUCAUUGUUGUUGGAUAGGACAGAGAGAAAUGGAGAGAGGAGGGGAAGACAGAGAGGGGGAGAGAAAGACAGACACCUGCAGACCUGCUUUACCGCCUGUGAAGCGAACCCCCUGCAGGUGGGGAUCCGGGGCUUGAACUGGGAUCCUUAUACUGGUCCUUGCGCUUCAAAACAGUACUUUCAAGCGGCCAACGGCUCUGCCUAACAUUAACAAGAUUAAUGAACUCAGCUGGAAAAUACAACUUCAACACAAGAUGUACACUGAUAUCAAUACAACCAUGCUCUUUGCCGUCAGCCAACAAUGGACUAGUGUGAAGUGUAACACUCAAGAUAAAGGACCCUGAUAUCCACGUAUCUAUCAGGAUUUAGUGGCUGGAUAAUGGCAAUUCAAACAAUAGUAUGCUGUAGAAUACUGCAAAUUUAGUGACACUCAACUUUUAAGUCUUACAAUUAUGCUAAUGAUAGUAACAACCUUCAUUUCCUACAUGAAAUAAAUGAAGCACGUAGAUCAUCAAUAAAAAAUAUAACUGUC